This is a messenger RNA of Tilletiopsis washingtonensis, 1938 nucleotides long. Its product is annotated as aromatic prenyltransferase. Gene Ontology annotation, biological process: alkaloid metabolic process. The transcript has 7 exons. Gene Ontology annotation, molecular function: transferase activity, transferring alkyl or aryl (other than methyl) groups. The record is from RefSeq and is a predicted model, not a curated record. Bases 165 to 1766 code for a protein of 533 amino acids. NCBI's taxonomy places the organism in Eukaryota, Fungi, Basidiomycota, Exobasidiomycetes, Entylomatales.
UAUAACUCGCGGCCGCGAGAGUGACACUAUUUCUAGCGUCGCAGCACGCACAUAGGGGUCUUCCUCCUAUCUUGGACCCGCGUCACACGGCACCCAGCCUCAAGUGACAGCACGCAACGGCCGCACAGGCUUUUCCUCCAUCUCUCUCUUGCACCAUCAUCAUCAUGCAGUCUCCGCCGAGCGACAGUCCCACGAGCUCGAGUGAGGCGCCGUCGUCGAGCGACACGUGUCCCUCGACGGCUCAUCAUUCGCGCAGGCCGACCAUCUCCUCGGUUGCCUCGCACUCCUCGGACGAUGCCUUCUGGAUGACGCGCAUCGGCAAGCCGAUCUUGCGCAUGCUCGAGCUGGCGCAGUACAGCGACAAGGCUGUCCGGGCGCAUGAGGAGUUCCUGCGCGACUUCAUCGUGCCCGCACUUGGCCUCGCACCAGCAGCACCGGCAUGGGCACAGUCGCGGCUCGUGCCUCGCUUUCCGUCCUUCAUGUGCGACGACAACACGCCCGUCGAGCUCGGCAUCACAUGGGCCAAGGGUCGCCCCGCGAUCCGCUUCAGCAUCGAGUGCAUCGACCAUCCCACCGAGCUGCUAGCGCACGGCGGCGUCAACUUGCGUGCCUUCAACGAGCUCGUGGCGCGCCUCGAUGCCAGUGAGCUCGGCGACUUUGGCACGCUGCGGAAGCUGCGCGACGCCAUGACGACGACGACGCCGCUCUGCGACGAUGUGGCGGUGUCGAGUCAGGCAUUCAUCGCAUGGGACCUCUCGCACGAUGGCACGACUGCCACCAAGGUGUACUUCAUGCCGCAUGCCCGCGCGAAAGCCACGGGCAUGAGCAACCUCGAGGUCGUCGAUGCUGCGUUACGGAGCGUCGGCAUGGACGCGUGCGCCGGCUGGCAAGCGACCAAGUCGUACAUCGCCAGUUUGGAGGUGGCCGACCGUCCGGAAGUGCUUAUCUUGUCGACCGACUGCAUCGCGCAAGGCGCCAGAUUCAAGGUGUACCUGCGCUACCCGACUAGCGAAGCUGAGGAGAUUGCACAGCAUCUCUCGCUCGGCGGCGCCUCAUUCUCGGGCUGGCGCGAGCCGCUCGAUCAGGUGUUCGCUGCACUCGGCCUGCCGACGAGCAUCGGCCCACUGGAUGACUCGGAGCAUCUGACCGGCGGCACGCUGCUCUAUGCAGAGUUCACGGCGACGUCGAGCAGACCGUCGAGCAAGGUGUACCUGCCGGUGCGCCACUGGCCGCAGUGCAGCGAUGCAUCGGUGGCCGAGGGCAUCGGACAGCUGGUCUCGCUGUGGUCUGGCAGCAGUAGCAGCCACGGCCUCGACAUCGAAGGCGGCUAUCCUGCGGCUGUUGCUUCUCUCUUCCCGGACCGCGACCUUGCGUCACGCGGCGUGCACAACUACGUCUGCAUCGGCCAGAAGCACGACGGACGUCUUGAUAUCUCAGCCUACCACAACCCGCAGCUCUUCACGCCCUUGCCGCUCCAGCCCAACGCCGUCUCCUUAGCUGCCGCGUCCACGCAGACAUGCGAGGCGCUCAAGCUGCCUGCGGUGACUCAGAGCGAGGAGCUCCCUCGCGAUGCCGCUGCACCGCGUGCAGUCGAGGCGCCACUGCCCACGACAUCGCCUUCCUCCUUGCCUGCAGCGCCAGCGGAGAAGGUGCGAGACUCACCGCUACGUCGCUUCCGCAUGGCCGCUCGCUUGAACAUGCUGAUGCGCCGAGGCGUGGCUCGCUGGCAGCAGCGCAGUCAGAGUGCUGCUCCCGUCCAGGCUUGAGUGCGCCCUUCUCCUUCCGAGGACACGUCGCCCUGCUGCUUCCUUUCCUGCUCAGCGACCCGCCACCUUCGAUUAUUCAUGUGCCCAGCGCGGCCCCUCACCUAUCACGUCUGCCAGCUGGCCUGCAGCCUUGCUCUCCUGGCGAGAUGCCCCUCAUGUAGACCCGUCACGA